UGCCUUAACGGUAUUUUGUUCAUUUUCUUUUUAAGAACCACUCAUAUAGUCCAUUUCGUAAUAAUGAAUUUGGUUGAAUCCCACAAAGGGGGUGUAUUGUAUUUGAAAUUAGUGACGAACUGAAGCUCCUGGGAGAAAAGAUGACGAACUGAAGCUCCUGGGAGAAAAGAUGCAGGCCUCCGACCUGAAAACACGACCGGAAUUGGUAGAAGCACCGGAAGCGACGCCGCUGCCUCCCGACGUUAUGACCUGACCACCGUCGUGCACCUACAGCUGGAUCAUCUUCUGCCGGAGCGUCAGUUGGAGCCCAAGUUCAAACGCCGUUGUAUGCGACCCGCCACCUCCGACAGAGCGCCAUCAGUCUCAUUCUUUGCCCCUCUGCCACUGCGACCAUGAAAAAAUUCAGAUCCCGAAUUCAAGAUCCAGUAUAAAUGGAAGGAUUGUUGCAAAUUCUGCUAGCCGAUCGAAGCAAUCUAAGUCCACAAUGACCCACCUCCGUUGAAGCCCCGCCUGCCGCCUCACUUCUGGUUGCUCCGCCGCCGUGCCGGUUGCUGGAGCCUGGGUCACGAUCAAAGGAGUUUGACCUCAAAUAUCCUCCAUUAAUGGCCGCUCAAAGAUCUCAGAAGGAAAGACUACCCCCAAAGCCGACGUCGACGUCACGACCGGAGGUCUCUUCCCUUUCCAAUAACUGCCUUCCAGCGCCGCCGCUAACCUGUCGGUGCUCAUCGAUCAACUACACUUGCGGGACCGCCGUGCUUUGCUACUGCUGUCCCCACCGCACCAUUUUCAACCGCUCCCCUGGAUGGGUACAGUAGCGUUGUGCUACUUGGGUCUUGGUUGCAGGCAAGAUCUGCUUGCCGGAGAGGAAAGCCGGCAGGAGCACGUUAGAAGGGAAGUUGGUCAGGCGUUAACAGUUUGUAGCUUAGGUCAAAGUUAUUUGUGAUGUGCUAGAGGACCAAUUUCUACACAAGCCUGAUUUCUACACAGGCCACAAUUUCAGCCCACUUCAAAAAGAUAAGUACUCUUUAAUUUUCAUAUUACUUAUAUUUAUGUAAAUCAUUUUUUUUUUUGUCGUGUGAAUGUCACACAAUCACGCACUUAUGAUCAAAUGCCUAGUAGAGUGUGGUUUGAGACCCAUCACUAGGAUUUAUAGCCCUGACCAAGAUCAGGCACAAAGCCCCGACCAAGUCGGGCAUGAAGACAAAGCCCCGACCAAGUCGGGCACGAAGACCGGUCUUAGUCAUGCCUCGAGUGGCGACCGUUGCUUACGAAUGGCUCACACAUCCAUUUUACUAAGUAUAUUAUCAUUACAUUGGCAAUUCACAUGUUCACUUGUUUCGAGUAACGAACUCCCGAUCGGAAACAUAAAUCCUGAGAAAAAAUUUAUAUGUAUGUUAAAUGUGUAGGUAGAAGGAUGACUUUACUCAUUUUUACCUCGUCUCCACUCGCCUCAAGGAGUGGGGGACUGAGGGGUCACAAUUUCUAGAUGAGUAGAAAAUGUCACGCAUGAGCAGGAACGAAAGCUGAGUCAGAUGAAGAGAAGUUGAGCUAGACAAAACUGAUUAUGGCGGAGGGAACUUACCUUCCUUGUUUCAUGUUGGGGGCGCUAGGUGUACUCGUUUUCCCUUUAUUAGGAUUUUUUUUCCCACUGGGUUUUGUCCUAGUAAAGGUUUUUAACGAGGCACCUCCCCAUCAUGGACAAGGGUGGUGGUCCCCCGGCCGAAGAGGAAGAAACCAAAGCCAGAAGAACGUUGCAGAUACAAUUGUGGACUACUCCCUUUCACGGUUUCACCUCGAGUACUCUCGGCUCAGGGAGUGGGGGACUCCUGAUGGAGUAUAUAGACUCCGACCCCCCGGUCUGCCGACUAUUGGGCCUGGACAACGACCCACACACGUUCAGCGGAUUCAUAUUAUUGUACAUUAUUAUUAUUCAGAUGUUCUAGAUUAGUUUUUAUAUUAUCCGUCCAUUUAUGUAACUGGGUCUGUCAGGCCCAUAUUAGAGGCCCAUACCCGGAUUUUCCCUGUAUAUACUUCUUAUAGGAGGCUUGUAAACAUAGGUCAUAGAUAACUCAUAGUUCAUUCACAUUACACAUAUAUCUCCUUCUCCAUAUUCUUUGUUCAAUCUCUCCUUAUUAUACAGUAUGGGUAUCAAUUAUCCAACAAUAACGUUGGCGGAUAAAUGGAUUGCGGCCGAGAGUUUGUAUCGGUGCUGGAUCGUGAAGCCUUAGUCGGCCGCUCCGGCAGUGGUGGAGUUGGUAUUCACUCAUAUUCCAAGAGCUCGUCCUCCUCCGGAACCACCUCCAUACCAGGGCGGAGCUAGGGAGGGUUAACAUAGGCCUCGACCCACCCCAAAUUUAAAAGUGCAUUAAAUUUUAAGGUCAACGUAAAAGGGGGCGAAUAGACCCCCGACUAGACGAAGCUAGCCAAGACAUCAACAGAACUCCCUACAUCGAGAGAGACGAAACACCCCGGUGCACCAGUGCCUGGUAAAGAAUCAACAUAUAACAAAGUCAACACAUACAACCAUAAGAGAAGAACAAUUCAAUUGGAUCAUACCUCUACCAAGAAACUUUGAGCAUUGAUAUCACCAUCAGAUAGUAUGGAUCACUGCAUCAUUGUUGCCGAAGAAGAGUAAGGCCAUAGAAGACGAAUUAUUACUCCUUUGCCGUGAACAAUCGGAACAGAUUGGAAGACGAUGUCUUUCUACUUCUCGGCGCUAAGGUUCUCUCGCAACUAAGGAUAGAUUUGUUGCGCCUGCGAGUGAGUAUGAAGACGGUUAUGAUGAGUAGCGGCGCCCCUAUCUAUAUACCUUUUUUGAAAUGGAUAAAAAUUUGUGGAGAUUUAGAAAGAAAAGUUGCUCAUUACUCAUUUUUUAGAAUUCCAAAACAUUUUUUACUCUUAAAUUGAGAUUUUUCCUUAUUUUAUAUUUUAAUUCUUCUAAUUUUGUCCGUCGUAUAAAAGUGGAACCGGACUCGAGAGCCUAUAUCAUACAACCGGGUGUACGUGCACCCGGCCCAACUAAGGAAGACAGCCCAACAAUCAAUACAGGCCAAUUUUUUUCGGUGGCAAUUUUGUAAUUUAAGCAAAAAU
This is a messenger RNA of Cuscuta epithymum, 3090 nucleotides long. The record is from the annotation of a GenBank genome assembly. Lineage: Eukaryota; Viridiplantae; Streptophyta; Magnoliopsida; Solanales; Convolvulaceae.